Medicago truncatula (barrel medic) is the source of this 1640-nucleotide messenger RNA. RefSeq names its product NAC domain-containing protein 35. Lineage: Eukaryota; Viridiplantae; Streptophyta; Magnoliopsida; Fabales; Fabaceae. Bases 90 to 1394 code for a protein of 434 amino acids. Gene Ontology annotation, molecular function: DNA binding. Gene Ontology annotation, biological process: regulation of DNA-templated transcription. The transcript is spliced from 3 exons. The record is from RefSeq and is a predicted model, not a curated record.
AAUAAAUAAAUAAAUAGAUUUUGAAAGUAUAAAAGAGGAGAGAGCAAAGGGGUGUGUUGUUGUUGUUGUUAGUUAGUUAGAGAGAGUGGAUGGCAAUAGCAGCAGCAACAUCAUCACCUAACAUGAGCAGCAUGAGCUUGAGUCACGAAGAUGGAACUUCUAACGAUAAUAUUAACAAAGGAGCUACAGCUACAGUUACAGUAGUAGAUGAUGAUGAUGAUGCUGAUGAUGAUCACGAGCAUGACGUGGUUAUGCCAGGGUUUCGUUUCCAUCCAACUGAAGAAGAACUUGUAGAGUUCUACCUUCGCCGUAAGGUCGAGGGAAAACGUUUCAACGUUGAGCUUAUUACUUUUCUCGAUCUUUAUCGCUAUGACCCUUGGGAACUUCCUGCUUUGGCAGCAAUCGGAGAGAAGGAGUGGUACUUUUAUGUGCCUCGAGAUAGGAAGUAUCGAAACGGUGAUCGUCCAAAUCGUGUAACAACUUCUGGUUAUUGGAAGGCAACAGGAGCGGAUAGGAUGAUUCGAACUGAAAACUUCCGUUCAAUUGGACUCAAGAAAACCCUAGUUUUCUAUUCUGGAAAAGCUCCUAAAGGCAUCCGAACCAGUUGGAUUAUGAAUGAGUAUAGAUUACCCCAACAUGAAACCGAACGAUAUCAAAAGGGUGAGAUAUCCCUAUGUCGUGUAUACAAGAGAGCAGGAGUAGAAGAUCAUCCCUCCCUCCCUCGUUGUCUCCCAAUUACACGACCAUCAUCAUCAUCAUCAUCAAGAGGUACUACUGCUUCACAUUCAGACAAGAAUAAGCAGCAAAAUGAAAUAUUGGGAAUGGGAUUUGUUGUUGGACAAUCACCAAAGACAAUUGAUGAUCACAUAGUUAACAAAAUGGAAGGAAGCAGUAGCGGCGGUAAUUCAGAUCAUGUCACAACAACUCUUGGGCUUUCCAAGUAUAGCAAUACUCCUCCUCCUACUAAUUACCGUUCAGAAGAAGAAGAAGGAUUGAUGAUUAUGCAGCAGCAGCAGCAUCAACCUAGGCACCUAGUACAAUAUUCAGCUGCGGGAAACUCUCUGUUAGUCUCCGCUGGUGGCGGCGGGGGCGUCAUUUUCCCUGUCUCAGCUUCAGCAGCAGCAGCAGUGAGCUGUUCCAAUACUGCUACCAGUGCUGCAAUGAUGAUGGAUGAUCUCAAUAGGCUUGUAAGUUAUCAACAACAGCAAUAUUGUUACAAUGUUCAAAACCCACAUCUCAAUCAUCCAAAUCCGAAUCAUUUGUCUACAUUGCUGAUGCAACCAAUGUUACCAAAUCAAUUUCCAACUACCUUCUCUGACCGACUGUGGGACUGGAAUCCAAUCCCUGAGGAUCAUAAUCACCCCAACAGUAGUAACAACACCUCCUUCAAGUAAUCACUAAUUACUCAGUUCUAAGUUUUAAUUAUAUUUAUAUAUGCAAUGCAUCAACCCUACUACCUACUAUAUAAUGCAAAUACAUAUAUUGAUACAUGAGCCAGUUGAUUUCAGUUAUCAACUUUAUGUAGGUUGUUUUUCUAAUUACUCUGAUUAUUCGGCCUGUAUCCCUUGAUUUCAAUAACAUAUAUAUAGUUGUAUCAUUACUCAUUUUCAUCACUCGUUAAUAUCAAUAUCUUUCUAUAA